Dermacentor andersoni is the source of this 3336-nucleotide messenger RNA. NCBI's taxonomy places the organism in Eukaryota, Metazoa, Arthropoda, Arachnida, Ixodida, Ixodidae. The record is from RefSeq and is a predicted model, not a curated record.
UGUACAACACAGAAACCGGGAGCACCUGUUUCGUACUUCCGGUCUACAGGAGCAGCGGCGGCGUCGAGAACGCUGGGGCCAGUACAAGCUACACGCGCAUGGAGGAACCAUCGGACAUUUUUCGUAACGACGCUAGACGCCAGUGCUCCGGAGGUGCCGCAUCAGGCAUGGCUGAAGAAAGUAACAGUGGACACACGCCUCCUGCGUUUACCUUCGGCGACGAAGCAACGCCGAGCACAAGCCAGGAAUUCUUCGAGGGCACUUCGUGCACUUCCGACUGCGGAACUACGAUUUGUGACGACUCCUUCGAAGACCUGUGGAACGCGUUGAACAGCCACAACGAUGCCAGUGAAGUUACGGGCCAUACACAUGUCACUGAAAGCGGAAUCACCAGUUCCCCACGUAUGGUGUCCAGCAGCAGCAUCAAUCACGCACAGCGCAGUACAAGCCGCGCUGGCAUUGAGGAAGCAUCGGCCAUUCCGGAAAACAUUGCUAGCCUUUCUGACCACGCCAGGCGUUACCAAUGGAACACUCAGCAGAGGCCAAUAACCGACGGGACUUACAUCUACGGUGUCACUGACAAUGGUAGCCCAAGUUACCUGCACCUGGGGUCCAGCAGCAGCCUUGGUCACGCAAGGCCCAGAACAAGCCGCACAGGCAUGGAGCAAGCAUCAGCCAUUAUACAAGGCGGCACCAGAAAUCCUGAGACAAUCCGUGUUGACCAAUGCAACACGCAGUACCACCUGACUGACGGCACAUCCACUAACUGCGGGCAUACACGCAACACAGAAACCGGAUGCACUUGUUUCAGACAUCUGGUCUAUAGCAGCAGCCCAGUCGCCAGUACAACCUACGCCCGCAUGGAGGAACCAUCGGACAUCUUUAGAAACGACGCCUGGAACGCUACUGGAACCGGAGGAAGGGAAGAGCAAGAAUUCUGCGAUGUCUGUGACAAUGUUACGAGCAAACAGGAUGCCUUAUAUGGGCAUGCCAACGAAGACACGGGCGAUACAGCCCACAGUUGCAAAGCAUCCGAUCUAACGUCUGUAAAGAGCUCAAAGUUCGUAAAACACUGCCGGAGUACAACAGGGAAAGAACACAAGUGCGAAACGUGUGGCAAAUCGUUCUGCCAGGCUCGUGAUCUGACUGCACAUUGCCGAACGCACGCUGGCGAGAAAGCCCACAAAUGCGAAAUAUGUGGAAAAUUGUUUCGGCAUUCUCAUCACCGAGAUAUCCAUAAACGCACACAUACCGACGAGAGACCCUACGUUUGCAAAAUAUGUGAAAAAUCGUUCCGGCAGUCUGUCCACCUAAACAGCCAUAUGCGCAUGCAUACAGGCGAGAAACCCCACAAAUGUCAUAUUUGUAAUAAAGCGUUCAAACAGUCUAGUCAUCUAAGUAAACAUAAGCGCACCCAUACAGGCGAGAGACCCUACAAAUGCGAUAUUUGUAAUAGAGCGUUCAACCAGUCUCAUCAUCUAAAUAAACAUAGGCGCACACAUACAGGCGAGGAGCCCCACAAAAGCGAUAUUUUUAAUAGAGCUUUCAGCCAGUCCUCUCAUCUAAAUGACCAUAAGCCUACGCAUACAGGCGAGAAACCAUACACUGGCGAAACAUAUGAUAAAUCAUUCGCGCGGAAGACAGAUCUGGAUAGACACCAGUACACUGACAAAGACGAGAGACCCGGCCAUAACUGUACUACACAAUUCCAAACGCAACAAGAACUCAGGCGUCAUCUCAACUUCGCUUGUAGCGACGGAGCUUUCGUUUGCAAAAAUGUAAUAAUUCCUUUUUAGACAAUUCACGUCUCAGUCAUCACCGACAAAGCAUGCACGGGGAUAAGACACUGUCUGGGUCAUAUCACUUCGCCAAGAAAGAAACCCUUGACGGAUACCUGUGCCAGAAUAAGUGCUACUUAUGUGGAGAUUCAUUUGGAGACGAGGUUGAACUGCUUGCGCAUCUCGUGACGCAUAGGGAUGGGCAACCAUAAUAUUCUGACUAGUGCGCAAGUAAAGCGCCCGCGGCUUUUGCAUAACAACGUGACAGUGAAGUAUUGCUGGGAAACAACGCUGAUAUACUUCCACAGGAGUGAGAAAGUAACCAAACGUAUUCUGUGCAAAGGCCGGCUUCUUUGGACAUUUAAAACUGCCUAUUAACAUGCAUGAUGUGAACAAUGCCAUCUGGUUUCUCAAAAUUACGAGACAAAACGUCGUAGCCAGGAGUAUUUGGUGUGAUUCAAGGUAGAAGUAUAUUGCAGGUCCGAGCCAGCGCCUACUGUUUGCAUAGCUACAUGUGUCAUUCGCGAAGGCAGCUUUUACACAUUUAUGUCACGACAAACCUUCAUGGGCUGCAAGUUGGUGUAUUGUGUGAGUAGACACUCGAGGCGACCGCACAAGAUCCUCGACUCCCCGUUCCAUUAGAUGUUUUGCAGGCAUUUUGAUGGUGCACUAGUAAACAAGCUCUAAUGGACCCUCUGCUGAAUGAUUUUGCAGUGUGGUUAGAAGGGAACAUCUCUCAUUGAAAAGUAAUCUGUCAAGUAAUCCGUCAUUAAGGAACUUAGGCCCUGCUGCCUUCCAGAGACCGCUUUUACGACAGUAUAUAGACACAUUCAACGAAUGCGAAAAUUUAUUUCCUUUAAAAUUUGUCCAAUCCAUUGACUGUUUUGGUUCACUUGGCUCUUGUAUUCAUACCAAAAAUCUUUGUUGGAAACCACAAAGUAAGUUGAUGACAAAUAGACUAUUAGAUUGAAAGAAUUUGGAGAUUCGCUAUAUUAUGUGUUCUCCCACUUUGAAAAUUUCACUUGUUUUAUUGUGGUGGCUUCAUGUUUUAAAGGGCAGUCUUUUACCCACUUGGAAGUCGUCUGUUAUGACUCGCACUGUUCUCUAUUUACAGUUGUAGAAUCUUUUUAGUGUGAUAUCGCGAGCGCAUCUGCGCGAGCAAUGACGGGAAACAUGAGAUGCAGGUUUUAGGCAUAUUGACACGCGUACUUGCAUAUCAUCUCGUUGUGAAUGCGUUUCACCGGCUUACAAUCACCGGUUACCACUCAGUACAUGACGCGCCUGCAUGCAUCAGAUGAUUCUCGAGGUUUCUUGCCGAUUAUACAUUUUUCUACGUUCUAGUCCAACCUUGUAUAAUCAAAUGGCACGCGGAACGCUAAUACAGUCAUGCAUUCUGGAAGGCAUGCAAGCACCGAGGAUUACGCUGGAAUCUUCGAUGAAUCAUGCGACGUUCGUUAGCCGUAAAUCACUUCUUGGAUGAUCGACGCUUGUCUCCAUAACUAUCUUUCUGUCCGAGUGCAACUUGUUUUGUGGGUUCACGUUCCACCAAUAAAGAGUA